Messenger RNA from Asterias rubens (European starfish), 2356 nucleotides. RefSeq names its product beta-lactamase domain-containing protein 2-like. The record is from RefSeq and is a predicted model, not a curated record. The transcript is spliced from 7 exons. Lineage: Eukaryota; Metazoa; Echinodermata; Asteroidea; Forcipulatida; Asteriidae. The coding region runs from base 29 to 1345 and encodes 438 amino acids.
UAUACGGCUGUCAUUAUAUCGAUAACUAAUGAACCAGUUGGUGAUCAAAAUGGCGUUCAUGAAGAGUGCAUUACUCGUGUGUAUCACGGCGGUCGCCGUGCUGUACUUGCCCAACCUGUGGACUAAACCUCUACCCUUGCUCAUUUCGGGGACUACCGCGCCAGGAUUCGAACAAGUCCUUCAGCUUUAUCGGGAGAAUUUUGCAAACGGCGUGGAGUACCCGAUCGGGGGUUCAGCUUUCUCGGUGUACUACAAGGGGUCAAAGGUCGUUGAUAUAUGGGGAGGUUACGCCGACAGUGAAGCACUCCGACCAUGGAUGGAGAACACAAUGGCCGUAGUUUUCUCAACAACCAAAGGAGUCGCUGCCACAUGCAUGGCUCUCCUUGUGGACAGAGGACAACUCGACUACGACAGAACCGUCGCAUCUUAUUGGCCAGAAUUUGCCCAGGAAGGCAAAGAAAACAUCACUGUGCGCAUGCUUCUUGGUCACGAGGGUGGGCUUUCAUAUACGACUAGAGACAUCACAGAGGAGUUACUUGGAGACCAAGAAGCCUUGAGUCAGGUUCUAGCAGAGAGUCCCCCCAUUUGGGAACCAGGCACCGCCCACGGAUACCACGCCCUGACGUUCGGUCUCUACGCUAGCCAGUUACUAAGACGAGCUGAUCCAAAACACAGAACGCUGGGGAAGUUCUUCAAGGAAGAAAUCGCUGAACCCUUCGGUAUCGACUUCUUCAUCGGAACACCUUUCGAAUCGUUCUACCGAGUGGGGCGUCUUACUGGUGACAUCAGUGGUAUAUGGUCGACACUUAUCAAAGGUCUUGUCGAUCCAAUGAACAGAGAAAUGUUGGUAUCAAUGGUAACAGGAAAAAACAAAGACAUCUUCACAGUAUUGGAAAGAUAUCCACUAGUAGCGUUGAAAAACUACCGACGGGCGGAGGUACUUGCUCUAGAACAGCCAUCGGCCACAGGUGUGGGAACCGCCCGUGCUGUUGCGAAGCUGUACGGCGUUUUAGCAAACGGAGGCCAGACUAUCGAAGGUCAAAGGUUACUCUCAGAAGACAUCAUCAGUAAAUUUAUAGGGGAAUCAAAAGCGCCCUCCUUUGACAGGUCCAUUGGACUGGAGACUUCUUUCAACCUCGGAUACGAAAUAACAAAGAUUGGCGGGGUGGAACAGUUUGGACAUCCCGGGUCCGGUGGAAUGCAAGGACGUGCUGAUCCACAGCGUAAGCUCAGCUUUGGUUACGUGUCAAGUUAUCACUCCCCGUUUGGAAUAGGGAAUGACCCCCGGUUUUCGACCCUGCAGAAAGCUACAUACGAGUGCCUUAAUAAAUUAGAGGGUCAGUAGGGAACUGCAUUGGAUAUUUUAGCCACAUACGGUAGUAAAAAAUCAACAAUUUUCGAGGCCAGCCCGUAGCAACUUUUUUUUUGCGGGAGAGAGAUACUAAAUUUUAGCUGUGCCGAACUCUUGGGAAAGUUCGACUGCAUACGUCGCUGACGUCAUCGAUGAAUGAAUAGCUUUAUGGUUUCGAACUUUUAUCUUAUAUCUUAGUGUAAAAGAGUGAAUAUUUCACUCUCUUGGUCACAAGUGGUGUCUUUCGCUCUUUAUGUGAGUGAAAUUCAAUCUGUGUCACUCUUUUUGAGUGAAAUUAGAACGAACUUCAUUAUUUUUAUCUAAAAUCGUCGUCUGCCAUAUUAAUGGCUCUUUGCAAGAAGAGUGUAUGGCGGACAAAACGAGUGGUUUCUCAAUAUAUCUCAUGAAGAGAGAUACGAUAGCAUUUUUUUCAAAGGAAUAGUAAGAACUUUUGGUGUUCAGACAGCUUUGUGGGUUGCUUGUCUGUGUACUAACAUCCCCGCCAUUUUGUAUGCAGGCCAUGCCUUACUAACAACUAUUUCAAAAGUAACGGCAACACUACAAAUCUUCACAUUUUCUAAGUUGUUCGUCUGAACUAUUACUAUUUAUAGUGUUUAUAACAUCAUUGAUAAUAUAGCUUCAUAUUGUUUUUUGUUCAAAUAUAACUGCUAUGUCUUUACUUUUGAUAGGAAAAAAGUGACAUUUCUUAAUGUUAUAGGUUUCGUUUUUAAUAGUUUACCAAGAAAAGCUGGCAUUUAUUAUUUUAAUAAGAACGUUAUUGAAGGAUUACUCAAGAGUUUGUUUGCAUUGUUUCCCUUCAUUUUGGAAGUUUUAAUUUAUCUGCAGUUUUAUGGGUUUUUUGCAUUGUUUUUCUUCAUUUUGGCAGUGUUAAUUUAUCUGCAGUUUUAAACUCUAAAUGUAAGAGUGAAAAGCACCAGUAUUUACAUUUCGAGUUGUCCCUCAAUCAAAUGGCUCUUUAAAAAGAGUGGUGGUUAUUUCACUCUU